This is a messenger RNA of Branchiostoma floridae (Florida lancelet), 2578 nucleotides long. RefSeq lists its product as uncharacterized. The record is from RefSeq and is a predicted model, not a curated record. NCBI's taxonomy places the organism in Eukaryota, Metazoa, Chordata, Leptocardii, Amphioxiformes, Branchiostomatidae. The transcript has 9 exons. The coding region runs from base 140 to 2410 and encodes 756 amino acids.
UAUUAACUUCUCGCCAACCAGCCCAAAUGCAUGACGGGGUAUUCAAAAUGGCUGCCGUUGAAGUUUUGCGACGCUUGUUUGUUUACAAAUUUGAAAACGUUUAGAAAACAGACAAACUGGAAGCUGAUUUUUGGUGACGAUGUUUCAGAGACGUCCAGGAGUGGGCACGUCGUCCGUGCUAGAGCGCGCACGGGCUCAGCUGCGGGGAGAGAAGCCUCCUCCCGCCGCCAGCAGUUUGGUUCGCUCGGGCGGCGGUGCGGCAGCGAGAGCCAGUUUUCAGUACGAUGAACAAGACUCUGCCCCGUCCGAGGCGUCCAGUGAUCAGGAGCUUGGCGCCUACCUAAGCAGCCUGAACAAGAAAACUACACAGAAGAAGACAUUUGACCUUACCCAGGCCAGUAGUGACCUCAGCGACCAGUCCAAGUCUGACAAUGAAGGAGACGUCAAGACCAACAUUACUGGAGACGCCAGUCGCUUUCUCAAGAAGAAGCCAAAAAAGAAUGAGGGCACGAAAGAGUCCCCCCUGAAGAAUGUGGGUCAGGGGUCAGCUGGUAUCCAGACGUCAUCGCUACAGAGUAGAGAUGGAGCAGCAAGUAGGGGGUCAGCCCUCUCAAGAGCUGCGGAACUGAAGGAGAGAAUCAUGCAGCGACAACCCAAGGUUCAGAUUGACGACUCUGACCUUGAGAUGGCGCUUAGUCUCAGCUCUGACCUUGACAGUGAACAAGACUUGAAGAAGUUUCUGGAAAAGCCUCCCAAACUGUCGUCAACUGGGAAGGACCUCAAGAAGACAACCGAAGAGUCUUUACUGACAAAAGACUCCUUGGAGCCAGAUGGCCCAGAUCCUGAAGCUGGGAAGGGCAGCUCACGCUUUCUUAAGAAAAGUAGAAAUACUGCAGCUUCACCACAAGGACAGGACACUGCUGGGGAAAACAGGUUCUUGAAAAAGAAACCAGGGAAAACGGCAGACAAUGACAUAUUAGACAGAGGGGGAACAUUCCAGUUCACUUCCAAGAUGCAUUUUGACAGUGACGACGAGGACAUCCAGCAGUAUGUGCACAAACUGCAGAAAGCCCAAGAGUCACCUCCAGCCUCCAUCAGUCAAGACUUAUCCCACAGGAGUAGUUCAGUGUCAGAACCCAAGUCUCUGGAUGACUUCCUGCCCAGCGAUGUCCCAGAGGAGGCCAGCCUGGCAGAGAGUAUAGCAGAGGACAGUCUGUCUGCUGCUGGUCCAACCGUACACAUUAUGAGUCUUGAUGACUUAGCUCCAGCUGUAGACAUCACACCAAAACCAAAGCCACUGACUGCUAAAAAAUCGAAACUGUCGGAAAACCAAAGAGCUGAAUCUGGCACAAGGCUUAAAGAACAAAAAUUGCACACUGUUGAUGAACUGUUAGAAGAUGACAACUCAGUUAAGUCAGCUGUAAGCAAGGAGAGCUUUACUGAGGAGACAGUCACAGAAUCAAUCUCAGAGAACAUUGGCCCACGCCUAAAUCUUCACACAGUGGAUGAACUACUAGGACACAGCGUAUCAGACAAAAGCGACAAAUCAGAGAGCUCGCAAAGCCGGCCAAAACUUCAAGGUUUACACACUGUGGACGAGCUGCUCAUGUUGACUUCAGAAAAACAGGAACAAAACAAAGGUGCAGACAGCUACGAGGAUGACUUUGAUACUGAAGUGCCAACAGAAUCCAUAUCAGAGAGAAUGGGGAGCAAACAUGAGGCUAAGGUGCUCGCCGAUGACACAUAUUCAGAGACCUUUGAAGAGGGCAGUGGGACAGAGUCAUCAAAGACAUUCUCUGAACAGACAGUCACUGAAACACCAAGCAAGUCUUACACAGAUGUCUCAAGGAGUGACAGAAGUAGAAGAGGUAAAGGAUCCAGGAAGACAGAGAGUGAAGAUUCCUACAGUGAGUCCACCAGAAGUAAAACACUAACAGAUAGCACUGUGUCUGACAGUCAGACAAGCCAUACCAGAAGUCGGACCCCUCCAAGAAAAGCUGUCAAGGCUUCAGAUGUGGGUGUUCAAACAUCAGUAGAGGACCAGUUAGGACUGGUGCACCAGUGGACAGCAGAGUCUGGAUAUGCAGCCCUGGGCCCACACUAUGGUGCUGGGUACACUGAUCCCACACCAGUAGCCACACAUGUUGUCAACCCUGAUGCACUAGAAGCCAUGACCAGCUACAGUCCCAGUGUGCUGGCGCUGAAUGACUUGUUGCGGCAGCAGCUGCAGCUCACGCAGCAGUUUGUCACCAACACCCGCAGACUGCACCAGUUCUAUGUCAACUCCCUGCAGGCUGACCACAGUUACACCACUCUACAGGACACACUACAGUUUAUCCAGGAACAUCGCCGCCCAGUUCUAACCAUGGAGGAGGCACUACAACAAGUACAGAAUGGAACAGACAGAUGACACAUCUCCAAAGCUGUGUGUAGUGAAUUUGAGGAUGUAAGACGAGGAGAGUAUACAAAGAUGAAUUCCAUAAAGAUCAUACAAAUGGCGAUACGGAUGUUGACAAUCAACAGAAGUAAUGUUGCUGUUAUAUUUGGGCGUGAAACAAAUAAAAAAUAAUGAUGGAGA